Messenger RNA from Tremella mesenterica DSM 1558, 1893 nucleotides. RefSeq lists its product as uncharacterized. Gene Ontology annotation, molecular function: protein serine/threonine kinase activity; ATP binding. The record is from RefSeq and is a predicted model, not a curated record. Gene Ontology annotation, biological process: protein phosphorylation. The transcript has 11 exons. Lineage: Eukaryota; Fungi; Basidiomycota; Tremellomycetes; Tremellales; Tremellaceae. Bases 1 to 1893 code for a protein of 630 amino acids.
AUGCCCUACACCUGUCGUGAUUGUCAUAAGUCUUUUGUGAAAGAUUGUCUCCAGCUUGAGACCUGCCCAAAAUGUCGAAAGAUUGAGCAGGUCAGCACCAACCCCAAGGAUUCUGACAAGAAGGAUAUUACCUACUAUGAGUCUCGUCCUCAGUGCUUGACCUGUGGGAUAUUUGGUACACAGUGCUUUCUGAAUGCACCACUGGAAGAAAAAGCAAAUCCGGAACUCUGUGAUAAGUGCAGGCGUGACACUGACCAUGUGGAUAAUGCAGAAUCUCUGGGAGCAAACCGUCAAGCUGCUCAUGCUGGACUACAGGGAGCUGCUUUCAGGCAGAGUGUUCCCAUGCCUCAGCAAGGGAUGGCAUCUGGUACUUGGGUACUUGAUGAGCGUGCUCAAAGAAAAACAGCUUUGAAAGCAGGCUUGAACUCAAAGGGUCCAGCCAUGCAAUGCGCCGUAGUUACACUCCUUUCGACGUCUGCGCCCUCUCGGUUGGGUGAGACAUCGACUCAGGAGCGUCAAGUUAGCCGAGGUUCGUCGACCGUCGGUCUGCCAGAAGAUAGUUGUUCGACGGCCGUGACAAUCCAUGAUGGGAAAGCACAAGAAUGGAAUCCAGCCGUCUUUGAUUCCCUAUUUGUGGGCAAUUGGAAAGAGACCCUCAAAGUAAAUUUGGCGAAGGCUCUGGAACUUGGCCAAGCAAUGUGGGAACAGGGAAAAGGGGAAGAGGAGACCGGACUUACUUAUGAUCAAUGCAAUCCCCGUCCAGCGCUGCCCAAUCAAAAGAAUGAGCCAAUUACUCCUCCCGAGGAUUUGCUUCCCCUCAGCUUGCAUGAAUUUUACACGACAUAUUGCAAGGUAAAUCGACUUUACCUUGUGAAGAAGGAUACAGAGCAAACUGGUUUUAUUCGAAUAUUCUUGCUUUUGACCAUAGAUGAGAAAAACACAUACAAACUUCCAGAGCCCACUCAACAAGUGGUCCAUGAACACCUAUCUCAUAGUCCACACCAAUCAGUCACAUCUGCUUCGCGUCUUUCUCGACGUGCAGCUUCUGCCCCUUAUGUCAGAUCCUUGACCAAUACCAGCAACCAUUCAAGUAUUUCAAUGACAACAGGAAGAACCAAGACCAUAGCUACCGGACAAAAUUUGGCACCAAUCAGUAAUCUGUUUGCCGGGUUCCGAGUGUCAACAGCGGCAUUACAGAAUAAUGGUACCCUAAGCCGUAUGGCCAAUUCUAUCUCCCAGUCACAUGGUUCUAUCUUUGAGUCUAUACAGUACAUCAAGACUGUCUUCCAACAUAGGGAUGAUGGAACUUUGUUUGCGGUUCAGAGUGCUCCUGAGACUGGAUUACUUGCCAACACGCCCUUUGAUUAUGGCAGCCACAAACAGGCAUUCGAGCUGAUCUCUGGAGAAAACAGUGGAGAAACUUUCAUGGUGGAGCCUGAUCUUCGUCGUGCGGGAAGCUAUAUCAAGAUCAACAACACUGAUGAGUUCAUUCCUCCAGAUGAAGACGAAAUCAAACUCGAGCAUCAAAGGUUGUAUUGCUUCAUGCAUGCCUUCACACAUUUUGUCUUCCAUCGAUCUGUCUAUGGCGCCAAGACCGUGGAGGCACGAGAGGCAGCAAUGGUAGUCAUUGCUGAUAUUCAAGGGUUCCUUACACCACCUGCGGCUGCGUCCCGGAAACAGAGACACGGAUCUGUAGAUUGUGGACAAUUUCAUCUGUUUGAUCUGGUCACUCAUACUGCUAGGGGCGAUUCAAGCAUGGGAGAUGGAGGUGCUGGGAUGCUCAACAGCUUCAUGAAUGCACAUGUGUGCGGGGACGCCUGCAAACAGCUUGGAUUGGUGACAGCAAAAGGCCAUCAAAAAUCCUUUCCUCGACCACUGAAAUUCGUCCCUUGA